This is a messenger RNA of Hypomesus transpacificus, 4797 nucleotides long. RefSeq lists its product as uncharacterized. The record is from RefSeq and is a predicted model, not a curated record. Bases 356 to 1147 code for a protein of 263 amino acids. NCBI's taxonomy places the organism in Eukaryota, Metazoa, Chordata, Actinopteri, Osmeriformes, Osmeridae. Gene Ontology annotation, cellular component: nucleus. Gene Ontology annotation, molecular function: transcription regulator activity. The transcript is spliced from 2 exons.
UUCAGUCUUCGCUUCACAGUUGAAACUGUAGCUAGAUACAGACAGUCAACCGUAAUGAAGACUUGUCAUACAACCUCGGAGGAGUUUUGGAAAGGGGUGUUUUUACUUUGGACGUGAUAAACUAAGGUGUAGGGGAUUCAGUUAUAAUUUAGCAUGCUUUACCAUAAUGUAGUUUUCGGGAUUAAAGUAGCUGGUUUCAAACUGUUUUUUCUUUUCUAAGUUAGCUAGCUAGCCAGUGUUAGCUCGGCUAUCUAGCUGUACUUGUAUCUGCUCAACUGGUACAGUACGAACAUACUUCAACGUGUUUUUACAAUCAGCCAGACAAGUAGAUAGGUAGAUACACCAAAACAAUGACAUGGGUCAAAGGGAAAUCAUGCCAUACAAGACCACGCUGGUGAGAAGGAGAAACGGAAUUCAAACUGCCCCGAUGUGCAGACUGGAUGUCGAGUCAGCCGAGAAGGGAAUUGAACAACCCGAAGAUGUCCACCAUUCGUCAAGGUACAUGGUGGGUCGGGGGGUUAAGCGUAAGCUGAGUGAGUGCGAGGACCCUGUCCCGGGGCUGCCCUACCCCCAGCAGAGGCAGCUGGUGCUGGACCUGUGUCUGGACAAGCUCCAGAGCUGCCAGCGGCGAGCCGAGCCCAGCCUGCACCGCUCGGUGCUGCUGGCCAACACGCUGCGUCACAUCCAGCAGGAGAUGAGGCAGGAGGGCCGGCCCCCACUCCCGGAGGCCCCUCCCGCCCCCUCGCUGCUCCACGCGGCCACCCCUCGGCACUCUCCCUCGCUGCCGGCCGUGCCCGCGGACAGCGCCCUCUCGGCGGCCCCCUCCUCUUCGCCUCCGAGCGCCGACAAAGAGGCCCGGGCGGCCGAGGCCGAAGGGAGGUCGUCCGACUCGCUGUUCGGAGCCUUCGAGAUCAGCAACUCCACCAGCUACCUGACGGACCUAGCGCCCGACGACAUCUUCGACGACAUCGACACGUCCAUGUACGACUCGGCGGACUGCGCCGUCCUGGCGUGCCCCGCGUCCAGAGGGGGCGCCAAGGACCUCCUCAAGGCGUUCUCCGGCUACACGGCGUCGAGCACCCUGCAGCUCUGUCUCAUGGACCUCAAUGACCUCGACCACAUCAUGGAGAUCCUGGUGCGCUCCUGAGAGGCUGAAGCUCCCCACUGUCGACACUGCUGUUCUGCCGUUUGCCCCCCCCGCCGCGGGCCGGGGAUAACGACCGUUUCAUGUUUCCCUUUUUUUUAUACGGACAUUUCUAUUUUUUGAUACAAAAACCUUUUAUGCGAAAGACAUGCCCGCCAGAUACACUUCUGCCGAAGGAUGAAUGCACAUUUUCGACGGCAAGCUCGUGCUGAUCAUUGUUCCAAUAGGGAGAAUAUGCAGGGACUGAAGUAUUACUAUUGAGACUUGUUUUAAUUCGAUGGAGAAGACUAGAACCCGUGAGAACAGGAGAAGAACCUGUGGAACAAGGAUGUGGACAUGUAUUCAUUGAGCACUACAACUAUUAAUCCCUAUGAAAAUGAAUCGGGACAUGCAUGUUCUCACUACCGCUUUAAAGCAAAGAGCGGUUUAUAUAUAUUUACACACAAAACGACAAAAGAAAAUGCAGUGCAUCACCAUUUUUACAUACUGACUCGUUUUUUUUUUCCUAUACUGGGUGAUUGUCAAUAUUGCUUAUUGCACUGGAGAGAAUUGCCUUCAUUACAACCACAAUCUCAAAGCAUAGCUGAUCAUUCCACAAAACCCAUCACUUAUGCCUUGUCCGCUAGCAUUCUGAACUGGUCGUGGACACCAAUGUUCACGCGCCAAAGUACUUUUCAAGAGACACUGGCUUUCCCAUUGUGUUCACGCAACGGCGGUUUCACGUAAGAAUCUCAAGGAGAACGCCGGGCAUCGGAGGUCAAGAAUGAUCAGGAUGUUUUUCAAGUCUGACCAAGGAUCUUUUGAAGCAGCAUUUAAGCAGUGUGGGUUUUUGAGUCACUGUGCACAAAUUGAAUACAAUGUAUAUUUUCCACGUGAGAUUGUUCCAAAAAAAAAUGCAGAAAGCCUCCCUGUAAGGGGGAGAACCCAGUGCCUAUAAUGCCUAACCCUAACCCUAACCCUAACCCUAACCCUAACCCUUACCCUUACCCUAACCUUAACCCUAACCCUAACCCUUACCCUAACCCUAACCCUUACCCUAACCCUAACCCUAUAAUGGAGAGAGAAGACUGGCAGAGGGUGGAACUACCCAGCACAAAUGCUCAAGCCUUAGGGGGGGGGGGGGGGGGGGGGGGGCUGCAACCUGACGGCGCUGUUUCUAACCAUUUGUAAGGGAUCCUCAGUCCUCUAGAUAAGCCAUGCGACCAGACGGGGUCUACCCCCGAACCCCCUCAUAAAAGCUCUGCUCGCCAAAGACUGGAACCCUGCGAGAACGCUGCGCUCUACUACGGACUACGAUCGAGUGGAGCGUCCGAUUGGGAUUUCAAUACGUGACACUUUGUAUUCUCCUCAUGGGCUCUUUUUUCCCCUUCUUUCUUUCAUCUCGGCAUCCAAUAACGUGUUUGGACUUUACGCCCUAGAAAAUGCAAGUCAUGGAUAGAUAGCCCAAGUUGCGUAAGCACAGUUGCUAGCCCGAGCCGCUCUGAAAAUCAAGCCGUAACUCUAAAGAGAGGCACUGAUUGGACAUCAUCCCAAACUUGAUUUCUGUCAAAGGGGUCAAAUAUUCUGCAUAUGUGCUCCAAGGGGACUGUCCGGCAUGGCUUGCAAGCUGUCCCCCCCACCCCCUUCCUCCCCCUCCUUCCUGAGACUGCAGAGAGAGAGGGAGAGAGAGAGAGAGGGAGAGAGAGGGGGGAGGGGAGAGAAGAGUGAGAGCAAGAGAUUAAGGGGGUGAGGGGCAGUGGCUCCAAUCACGUGGAGGUCCUUGCUCGUGGAAAAGGCUACACUGAGAGUUUCACAACAGCUGGUAUAUGUGUGUGUGUGUGUGUGUGUAUGUGUGUGUGUGUGUCUGUGCCCAGCUCCUCCCUGAAAGGGGGCCCCCUUGUCUGCGUCCAAUAGAAAGGCAGGAGGAGGAGCCAGAGCUGCCAGUCAACCAGUAAUGCAACUGAAUAACAAACUGCAAGCAGUCUGACACAGUUCCUUCCCUCUCUGUGGAAUGUGCUCCUGUCUCUGGUGGUUUUCAGUUUGGGACAGAGGGCUUUGCACUGUCGUGCAAGCGUUGCGCUGUGUUUACAAAUGCACCGGUCCCAAUAAGUUAAAAAUAUAAUGGAACAAAUGUAAACGAUGGGAACUGUAAUUCACACUGCCCCUCAUACGCCACUCAUCAGGUCAGCUAACUGUGAGCCUACCUGGGAUCUUCAGCAGUUCGCUGUUGUGAAGCUCUGUGCCACAGGACCCUCUCUCUCUCUCUCUCUCUAUGUCUAUGUCUCUCUCUGUCUGUCUGUCUCUCUCUCUCUCUCUGUCUCUCUCUCUCUCUGUCUCUCUCUCUCUGUCUCUGUCUCUCUCUCUCCAACUCCCUGGCAUGGCUGCCACACACAAGGAGCCCACCCUCGUGAUCGAAGGAGUCUUGCCCGAGCCAGCCAGUCUCACACUGGAAAACAUCAACCACAAACAGUGAACCAAGGAGACUUGUUUAUGACACCAUCAGCAUUCUUCUGUGGGCCCUUCCCCCCUCAAGACUGCAUCGAAAUGAGUUGUGAAUUUCUCAAGCUUUGUAAGCUUUUUGUUUUUGUGUGUGUUGUAGCUAUUUGUAUUUAUACCAUUUUUCGGUGAUAUCGCUUGUUUAUUUGUACAACAAAAUUCCAAUAAUAUAUUGCGUUUUAUUUAUGAGACGACAGUCUGUGGUCUCUGUAGCAGAGUUUUGCCCCCCCGUAUUUUAUAUUCCCGUUGAAUAGAUGAGGUGAAAACAAAAGAUGUCUGUAAAUAUUGGUUGUGAAUCAUGACGUUUUUAAUUGUCCAGAGUUUUAUUAAUUGUACUGUUUAUGCACCCAGGCCUUCCACGAUGUCAGUAAGUUCUAAAGAUGAUUGCAAUGGACCAGGCAGACUAACUGGCAGCUUUUCACCCGGUUAUCAAACUGAACCAACUUGGCUGAGUGAACCAAAAGAUUUGAUCCAUAAUCACAGUCUAUGUACUCGUUUGUCAGACCAGUCACAACUGUAGCCAUAACUCACCAGUGAAACACAGGGACAUUAGAAAAACACUGGUUACUUCAGAAAUGUUCAAGACCUUAUUUUUUUCUGAACUGGCUUUUUGUCAACCAUCGGUCUCAUAUAAUGACUUGGUGAGAAGGACAUGUAGGAUCAUGUAUUCAUUUGAAAGACCUUGUCGUUUAUAUUCAUACUUGACUACUAUGAAUAUCGACCACAGUGUCUUCAAACAGGCAAAUGCCGUGUUUACUCAAACUAGGAGAUAACUUGCUAAUCGAGUCGACCUUCCACCUAUGUUUAGGGUUCCUACCACCACUUCAAGUCCAGAACAAGAGAAGUAGAAAAUACAUGGGCGCAUCAAGAAUCCUUUGAGUCCCAAGUGCAAUAUGAACAUUACUGUUGUGUGACUAUCUUGUGAAAUGAGAGCGUGUGUCAGUGAUGUUUAAUAACAAUUUCUACAACAUGAUUUUCAGAGGAUAUGAUCUUGCUCUCUUAACCACACUGGUCUCAUGCUAAGUUCACUCUCCGUAUGGAUAUUUUUCUUGUCAUCUGGUGUUGACCAUUUAACACUCUGUGUGUUGUGUACAUAACAAAGCAGGCUAUUUUGAAAUGUAUAUCCUAUGCAAUAUUAUUGUAGCUGGUCAGUUAAAUCUGAAUAAAUCUGAAAAUAA